UCUAUUGCGACGUCGUUUUUCGGCACAACGUCAGAGUAAUUUGUCGACAUCGAGUAGCGGAACGACCGGAACGGGCACCGGCACGGGAACGGGUUGUAUGAAUACGGCGUGUUCGUCGACCGACUCGUCCAUGGAUGCAGGCAGCAUUUUUGCCGUCGGCGGCAGUGUUGGUGUUGCGCCGCCGGCUCCAGGUUGGAGCACAAACAGCCAAGGUCUACUGAUUAGCGGCAGCGCAACAGCGGACUACGGUGGCCAGAGCGGAGUGGCGGCGGCGGCGGCGUAUUUGGGUGCGGCUGCUGCUGCUACGACGGGAAGUAGUGGCGGAAGUGACAGCCAUCUGGCAGGAAGUGCGUCGGGAAUGGGUACGUUAGGAUCGACGAUGAAACGAUCGGCUGGCAGCACUAGCAGCGUUGGUAAAGAUGGUGUGGUUGGUACGGCCGGUAAUACUAGUAGUACGGCAAUGACAUCGGGUACUUCGGCAACUCAAUUACCGAGGUUCGUUUGA
Molecule: messenger RNA, 505 nt
Organism: Anisakis simplex (herring worm)
Lineage: Eukaryota; Metazoa; Nematoda; Chromadorea; Rhabditida; Anisakidae
Source: the annotation of a GenBank genome assembly